GAACAAAGAUCCAAUAAAGAAAAACAAACGAAAAACUAUGUCAUGACAUGAUACACAAAUUCAAACUCUCUUUCCUCAUUACGCUCAGUCAACACCUAUUCUUUUAUUUUUGUUCUAUCGUUCAAGAAAGAUAAAUAUACAGCUAUUAGUUAGUUAUCCAACCAAAUCAUAAUAAGCCAGAAGGAAUCUGUUGGAUAUUAGGAAGAGCAGCUCACCAACCAUAGCCCAACUCUCUACUCCUUAUAAAUCCCAAUCAUCCUCCACAAACUCCUCCACCAUUCUAAACCCUAAGCUUCCUAACUCCAGCCUCAGCCACUUCUACAUUCCCCCAAAUGGCUCUCAAUGGAUCCCAACUCGCCCUCCUUGCUUUCCUCCUAUCCACCCUCUUUGCCGGCUCCGCCGCGCAGUCGUCGAGCUCCUCCUGCACUUCCGCGCUCUUAAGCCUCUCGCCUUGCCUUAACUUCAUCUCGGGCAACGCGACGACCCCACCGAGCUCGUGCUGCUCGCAACUCAGCUCUGUGGUCAACUCAGAACCUCAGUGCCUGUGUGCGGUGCUCAAUGGGGACGCUGGGUCUGGGCUCGGCAUCUCCAUCAAUAAGACUCGGGCGCUCACUCUGCCUGCCGCCUGCAAGGUUCAGACGCCGCCGAUUAGCCAAUGCAGCACCUCUUCGUCACCGCCGUCCGCUGGUACCACUCCAUCGACACCAAAUAGUCCUUCAGGUGGUGGAACGAAAAACAAUCCAUCGGUAAACACAGGUGCUGCAAAUGGAAUCACUGCUGAUAUUUCUGUUCCUCUUGUUCUCAGUCUGCUUCUCAUGGUUCUGUUUUCUUCAGCUUCAGCCAUCUCUUCAUAAGAUUUUUUAUUGUUUUUUAUUUUUUAUUUUUUUGUUUAUGUUAGAGAAAGAGGGGUUGUUGUUGUUGUUGUUGUGUCAUUGAAUGAUUUAGCUGCUCUGAACAAUAGAUCUGUAUUGAUGUAUGUUGUUGUAUUCUUUGGAAGCAGAAUAAAGAAUUUAUAAAUCCACAGUUCUGUUA
Phalaenopsis equestris is the source of this 1032-nucleotide messenger RNA. RefSeq names its product non-specific lipid transfer protein GPI-anchored 2-like. Gene Ontology annotation, biological process: lipid transport. Gene Ontology annotation, molecular function: lipid binding. The record is from RefSeq and is a predicted model, not a curated record. The transcript is spliced from 3 exons. Lineage: Eukaryota; Viridiplantae; Streptophyta; Magnoliopsida; Asparagales; Orchidaceae. The coding region runs from base 333 to 854 and encodes 173 amino acids.